UGACCGUAGAGUCACCUAUCCAAACGCGCGGAAGUUCGCCUAUUUGUGACUUUUCACGCUGACACGGCCUCCUGCCCAUGGCGAAGACGGCGGCGGCGACCGUGCUGGACAUCGCGGAGCUCCCCUUCUCCGACCUAGUCCUCCUCCAAUCUCCCGAAACGCUAGAUGAUGACCGCCGCCGUCGCCGCAUCCUGGACACUGUCGCGACUGAGCUCGGCCGAGGUGGAUCUGGUUUGCUGGCCAUCGCCGAGGUGCCGCGCGUGGGUGCCAUCCGACGGCGGCUCCUCCCGUUGUCCCGCCGCCUCGCCCUCAUGGACCAUCCUACCCGCUCCCAGCUCCUCAAGAAGCAUGGUUUGGGCAGCGACGUGCCUUUGAAGAAGCUCGAUCGGUCUGUGUCCUCGUUCACGAAGCUUCUAAGGCAUUCAGGUGAACUCGCCUUGGUAGAGCUGGUGAACAACACUGAAAGCAUGAACAAUGGUUUUGUUUGUUUGGAGAAGAUACAUAACUUUGAUGGAUCCGAAGAAGCUAAUGGUGAUGAUGAUAUGGAGAAUCUUGGUGAGCUCGUUAAGGAACUGGGCUUGUACAUGAUAGAGCUUGGGAUUUUGAUCGCACGAGCUUGCGACAUUGUUAUUGGUGGAGGCCAGUUAGAGCAGAGCAUCACUGACUUUGGUACUGCAAAGGCAAGGCUCAUCCACUACCACUCUGAGUUGGAUAACAUUAUUAUCAGGGAGAAGGAGAACAGUAUAAAGAAGAAAUGCUCGUUAAAGAAAGUGGCAGUAAAACCUUAUCAACUGGGUUCUCAGAGAUCCGGAUCACCGUGCCCGUGCUGCAUCAAGUCAGAAGAGGGGACUCCCAAAAUGGCAAUAAAAGAUAAUGAUCCUAGGGAUACCUCGGUUCAGGGUCAGGCUACUGAAAUUUCCCUGUUGAACCUAUGGCAGGAGUGGCACUAUGACUUUGGAAUCCUUACUGUUUUAACAGCACCAUUAUUCCUAAGUGGUUCUGAGGGAGAAAAAUGUUUGGUCAACCAGGAAUACCACCAUCCUGAUGGGCACACACACUUGCAGUUAUGCAAUGGGAGGAAGAUAUUCUCUGUUAGAUGCUCUCCUGAGAGCUUCAUUGUUCAGGUUGGAGAGGCAGCAGACAUCUUGUCCAGAGGGAAACUGAAAUCUACACUUCAUUCGGUGAGUAGACCUUUGGGUUUUGCAGACAUCAGCCGUGAGACUUUUGUAGUCUUCCUACAGCCCUCAUGGGACAAAACUUUAAGUUAUUCUUGUUGCUAUUUAGAUACUGAAGAGCAAUCCAGUCGUAAUAAUGAGACUUCGAUCACCAGUAAUGGAUCAACAGGCUCUUGUGAUGAAGAUGUAUGUAUGCAAGAAAUUCUGGAAAAAAUUCCCCCUCUAUCAUCAAGGCUAAGAGAAGGGAUGACAUUUGCAGAAUUUUCUCGGCAAACAACAAAACAGUAUUAUGGUGGCAUCCAACAGAACAAUUGAAGACUAACAGUACAAUGGUGAGAUGCAUGUAGCAGCAAUGAGUUGAUGUAUUGAGUUGCUUGUAAGUCAAGGCAGCUCCUCCCCAUAAAUAUGAGGGGAGGGCCAAUGGAUUCAAUCAAGUAGGAAAAGGGCUUAGUCCCAUCCUACCUUUUGCUAAGGUCA
Setaria italica (foxtail millet) is the source of this 1652-nucleotide messenger RNA. RefSeq lists its product as uncharacterized. NCBI's taxonomy places the organism in Eukaryota, Viridiplantae, Streptophyta, Magnoliopsida, Poales, Poaceae. The transcript has 2 exons. Bases 78 to 1490 code for a protein of 470 amino acids. The record is from RefSeq and is a predicted model, not a curated record.